Molecule: messenger RNA, 204 nt
Organism: Plenodomus lingam JN3
Lineage: Eukaryota; Fungi; Ascomycota; Dothideomycetes; Pleosporales; Leptosphaeriaceae
Source: RefSeq, a predicted model, not a curated record
AUGGCUGGGGUGGUGAUGACAGGACAAGCCCCUAACACACCUUUGUGCAAGGACAUCCUCGCGUGUGUCCUCGUGCGAUCCGGUUGGAGCAACACACAGUCGCCUGAGAGCCGGUCGCGCGAGGGCGCAGUUCAUAUAACCAUGGAAUUAGCGCUGCGUGAACUCGUAUUUGGCAUGGGGUUAGGCCGUGCCAAGCUCCACUAG